This is a messenger RNA of Schistosoma rodhaini, 7317 nucleotides long. The record is from the annotation of a GenBank genome assembly. Lineage: Eukaryota; Metazoa; Platyhelminthes; Trematoda; Strigeidida; Schistosomatidae.
AUGAAAAAUUUGUUAACUACACGAUCGACUAAUCUUUCAAUUUUCUUAACAGCCAAACAUGGUAUUUCACUACAUACACAAUCAAAUGCAUUAUAUGCUAAUAAAUCUGGUCAUUUAUUUAGGCGUUUAAUGAAUGUUCAAUAUGUGGAACAAUUGGAACCUAAUUUGCCAGGUCCUAUAUAUGCAUUAGUAAAAUGGUGGUUUAAAAUAAGACCUUUUAAAGCAGAACUAGCAGAUCUUCGUCGUCGUAUUCAACGUAAUAAAGAAGGAUUUGAGACAAAAAUUCACUCAAGAACACGUUAUUUUGUUAGAUUUCCGUUUUUAACAGAUGAAGAGUUUUCAAAGUGGUUAGUUACUACUGACAGUAGUCAUGGUGAAGGUUAUUCAUGGGCUGAAUUUGUGCGAUCGCCUAGAUCAGCUGCGGGUUGUGCUAAUGCAUUUGGUUUAAAUGAAAGUGUUUAUCCAGAAAGUGCAACAACAUCAGAAAACAGUGAUGAAACAGGGGAAAAAAUAAAAACAUCGAUAAUAUCAUCAUUUGAUGACCCAAACAAAGACCAUGAAUUUGGUUAUACCCACCCAGUUUCAUAUCCAAAAUUCUUAUAUCGACCUGGUGGUAAACAGGCAAGUUCGGCAGCUAUUGUUAUGACAUCGUCUGAUCCAAAGUUUAAAGGCUACGGUCAUUUUCGAGGUUUCAUUAGUACACGUGUGCCUAAACGAGGCGAUCUAGUUCAUGCAGGUUUUGCAAAUCUCCGCAGUCCAGAAAGUAAAUUAUUUGGAUGUGUUAUGCCAUAUGGUUGUGAAGCUUACUCACAUUUAAUUAUCAGAUAUCGUGGAGAUGGUCGAAAAUACCAAAUUGUUGUGCUACCUCGUGCAGAAUGGGAUUUUUACCGUUUCAAUACACAUCAGUUUACUUUGUACACUCGAGGUGGACCAUAUUGGCAAAUAGCUAAAAUCCCAUUAUCCAAAUUUUAUCAUACGAGUUCAAGUAUUAUGCAUUAUAGACAAUUUCCUGUGGAUCUAGGACGUAUGCGCCUUCUUUCAUUUACUAUAAUGGAUGAUAUUGAGGGGCCAUUUAGUUUGGAGUUGGACUAUAUCGGUUUAUAUUUUGAUGAACAACAGAAUGAGGUCUUUGAUUAUGAACAAUAUAGCAAAUCAGGAACAAAUUCAAAUCAGUUUUCGGAUCUAGAAGUUCGCCUAUCAAAAAUGUGUGAUGUUAUGCCCACUAUAUCGGAGGACGGUAAUUCGAGUCAAGGAGAUCGAGACUCACAAGCAAGUGGAGAGGGAACAAACGUUGAAGAUAUGCUAUUGAGUAUAUUGGAUGAACGUGAUAGACUAAUGGAAAGCCUACAUGAUGCACAAGAUCAGUUGGUAUUUACACAGAAUAGGCUUGCGGAAGCUGAAAGAGAAAGAGAUGUUUUAAAUAGACAGUUAUCUGAAAAACUUCCUGAAGAUUUAUCUUUACUGGCCAAAGAAGUACAUCGUUUACGUGAUCAGAUUUCUGAACGAGAAGAAGAAAUUGUUGAAUUGAAAUCGGAAAGAAAUAAUACAAGGCUUCUUUUAGAACAUUUAGAAUGUUUAGUUGCUAGACAUGAACGUUCAUUAAGAAUGACAGUUGUAAAACGACAAGUAAAUAGUCCUGGUGGUGUUAGUUCUGAAGUUGAAGUAUUAAAAGCAUUAAAAUCAUUAUUUGAACAUCAUAAAGCAUUAGAUGAACGUGUACGUGAACGUUUACGUACAGCAUUAGAACGUGGUGCACAAUUAGAAGAAGAAGUACGUUCAUCUGCUGCUGAUCGUGCUGCAUUAAGAGAACAAUUAGCUGCAGCAUUAGCUGGUGUAGCUGCUGCUGCAACAGCAGUUCAACAAAGACAACAACAACAAAUUGCAUCAUCUGUAAAUGGAAAUGUUGAUUCUAAUCAUAUCACACAAAUCAGUAAAGAUGAUGUUGAUGGAAAUGAUGUUGGCAAUAAACUAGCCUCAUUACCUCCAGGUGGACCACCAAUCACAUCAAAAGAUUCAAACGAUGAAAGUUCAUCAGCAGUGAAUUCUUCAGAAAAUUCCGGUGCAAAAACAGUUGCAUCAGUUGCUGCAGCUGCAGCGGCUGCUGCUGCCAGUGCUGUAGCUGUUGAACGUAAACUUGUUGAAGUCACUACAAAAUCUAGAGAUUUAGAGGCAUCUAAUACAACAUUACAAAAGGAAUUAUCACGUGCUCAUGAUCAGAUUUCUCGUUUACAAAGAGAAUUAAGAGAGUUGGAAGCUCAACGUGAAGAUCAAGAAGCUCGUAUCGCAACUUUGGAACAACGUUAUCUUGCUACACAACGUGAAGCUACUGGUACGUUGGAUAGACUUAGUCGAGCUCAGUCAGAAUUGAUUACACGUGAAAUUGAAUUGAAACAAGCAAAAGAUCAUGCCAAUCAUUUGGUUAGCGAAUUAGAAACAGUACAAAAUGAAUUAGCCAUUGUCAAAGUGAAUACAAUGCAACAAAAUGAGAAAGUGAAUACACCUGCAACUGUAGCAACAACAACAUCGACAGAACACUCAGCUAUUGAAAAUGGUGGCGAAUUUAUUGAAUCUAUUGAAAAUGAAACUAUUUCCGAUGAUGAAAAAACUAAUAAAAACAGCAAAAGUUCUCAUUUAGUUAGUAAUAAUAACAGUAACAAUAAUAAUCCUAAUGUGACAGUUGUUGAUGAAUUACGUGUACAAUUAUCUACAGCUGAAGAACGUAUUAAAGAUAUGGAAGUUGAAAUGAAUGAAAUCCAAUCAGAAUUACAAAGAGCUAGACAACGUGAACAAUUAAACGAGGAUCAUAGUUCACGUUUAACUGCGACGGUUGACAAAUUACUAUUGGAAUCUAAUGAACGAUUACAGACACAUUUACGUGAGAAAAUGGCUGCAUUAGAAGAAAAAAAUCAAUUACAUACAGAAUUAGAUCGUCUUAGACGUCUUCUAGAAACAAGUCAAACCGAACGAGAUCGAGCUCUAGCUGAUAUGGAACGACUAAGACGUAGUUCUGCUACAACAACGCCAACUGCACUUGCUCUACAAGGUGACUCGUAUUCAAGUGGUUCUCACAGCCUUCGUAGAUUGCCUCGUAAUGCUUCCAGCAGUAGAACAGAUCAAACCCUUCUCGACAAUGAAGAAGGGAAUUUAGAUGAACUAGAAAAUAACAGUAGUUCUCUCAAAAGAAUCCAACGAAAAAUUGGUGGUUCUGAUUGGAUUGAUUCAGAUGGUGAUACAACAACAAGUCCAGUAAGCAGAGGUCAGUCAGAAAUUGGGACUAAUAAUACAGAUGCACAAAGAUUAGCACUGUUGAUUCAAAAUCAAUUGGAUGCAAUAAAUAAAGAGAUCAAAAUGAUACAGGAAGAGAAACAAACUGCUGAACAGUUAGCUGAAGAGCUAGAAUUACGUGUUAGUUGUACUGGUACAAAUCGUAAUGGCAGUUCACAGGGACAAUUAAUCGAUGAUUAUUACAAUCAACAACGUGGUAAUGAUAUAAAUGAUGCAUAUUACUAUUCUAAUCAAGACGGACGUCUUAAUGCAAAUAAUGUUAUGCCAAGUUUAUUACCUAAUUUUGGUCCAACUGGUUGGUCGCCUCCACCAUCACCAUUAAGUUCUAGGUCAACACCGUUCGGUGGUAUUUCUAGUGAUUCUUUUAGUGGUAGUUUUAACAAUCCUAAUCGAAAUACAACAUCGUCAAUAUUGUCAUCUGGGGUAGUUAGUAAAGAAUCUGAACGGUCCAUUCCUCAAUAUGCUGCUCCUACUCCAUUGGCCGGGGAUCCACGUCGUAAUCUUCAACAUCAGCCCAUGCAAUAUUCACAACCGAGUGGUAAUGGCGGUUUUAUGUCACGUAGUAGUCAAUUUGAACAACAACGAUCAAUGUCAGCCGCUGGACGUCCAAUACAUCAGGCUCUGAGUAUGAAUGGUGGUAAUUCACUGUCCACACCACAUCUUAAUCCUCAGUCAUCAUCCUCUUCAUCUUCAUCGCCAUCUGUUACACUGUUAGGUCAAAAUUCACAUAAUUCAAAUAAAUUAACAAUUACAACAACUACAGCAACAACGUCAACAUCUACACUAAUAACUAAUGGUUCAACUAGAAGUGUAACAUUGGCUGAUGCUAUUGCUGGCCUUGAAUUCUUAGAUCAAAUGCGUAAAGAACGUAGUACACAACAACAACCGAAGAACAAUAAAUUCACUUCAUGUAUGAUUACUGAGAACCCGUAUGAAUUCGGACCAGAUGAAUAUGCAACAUCAUCUAUGGUGGAAACAAAUCGUUUACAUUCUAACUCUGAAGUCAAUUCUUUGGAGUCAAAUUCAAAAUCCAAUCACGAUCAUCAACAACAGCAUAAAAAGACACAACCAGUUGAAGAAACAAGACGAUUACGGAAAGUCCCUAAUGAUAGUGAUAGUUUUAUUGUGAAGAACAAUGAAUUUGUUCCAACAGAGAAUAUAACAUCAAAGGUUAACAAUGGUGGCUUAAUUACUUCGGAUGAUUUAUUACAAAAUAAUGUAAUCAAUCAACCACUUCGACCUGCAUCACAAUUAAAUUAUCACUUACCUGUUGCUACUCCAACUGGCGCUGGUGCACCUCCACCACCACCUAUUAAUCCAAAUACAGUGAACAACGUACCACCCCCUUCAACAAUACCAGCACAAGAUUUAAUGAAUAGUACUAAUAUGUACUUUAGAAAUAAUUAUCGUACUAAUCUACCAACGUGUACCACCGGUAUUGGCUAUCCACCUGGUUCUUUAUCAGUUAUGUCAGUAGAUAGUCCUGAAGAAGAAGGCUCUUCAGCUGCUUCGGACUCGUUAGUUUACAAUCAGACAAUCGAAGGUCAACCAUCAGGUCAACAGCAACAACAACAAACAAUACCACUUACAUCAGCACAAAAUAUCCCAUUAAUGAAUAAACAGUUUUAUCAGCAACAAUUACAGUUCCGACAGCAAUCUAUUUCGGAUCAACCUAUGACAACGUUAACUCAACAACCACUUUAUCAAAGAGAUUAUGAACAACAACAACAGCAGCAGCAGAUCCAACAAUUACAGUUUACUCAUUCAACAAGACCUCCCCAUUUACAAAUGAAUUCUAUGCCAAUAUAUCAUCAUCAACAACCUAUAGGAUUGUAUCAAAAUUAUCUACGGUCAAUUGGACCUAGAAAUCAAUUAUACAACAUUAUUGAUGGUCAACAACAACAACAAAUCAAUUCAGUUUCUCGGUUAGAUUCAACACAAUCAUUUUUUUCACCUACACCAUCACCUACACCAAGUAAGAAGAAAUCGCGUAUGUUAUCUGGUACAUUUGGUCGAUUAUUUCGACGUAAUCAGUCAAGUAAUAUAACUGGUAAUAGUGGUGUUGGUACUGUCAGUGGACCAUUUGAUGUGGCACAAUAUUCACAAAAUUAUUAUUUUGUACCAAAUCAUAUUAAUCAGUCAAUGCGAAUAUCAGCUUCACCACCAAUACGUCUUGGUUCGCCAAUGAUACAUACAUCAAUUACUAAUAAUACAAAUACAAAUAAUAGUGCUACUAACAAUAAUAAUAGUAAUAACAAUAACAUUCGAUAUUCUAUGCAACAGCAACCUAUGAGUCCACAACCGAUAGCUGUCGGCUCAGGAGGACAUCAAUCAUUAUCAUUACCACUACCACCACCACCGCCUUCAGUACAGUAUCACCCGUCAAUGUCCAAUCAAGCACAAAUGACACAACAACAGCACCAACUCCUUAUAGAACAACAACAGAUGUAUCAGUUUAGGCAACGACAACAAGGUUUGGAAUAUGAUGAUGGAUGUAAUGGACCAAAUCUUAUUACUGGAGGAUCUAUAUCACCACUGUCGUCAUCUACUGUGUCAGGAAGUCUUUCUGAAUCAACUAUUCCAUCAAAUAGUAGAAUAAUGAGUCCAAAUCCUAUGUCUUUGACUAUGGGUAGUAGUGGUGGUCAACUGGCUAAUACAACACUACCACCACAAGUCCCUGAAGAACGUCGACGUUGGAAAAAGGAGGAGUUAUUAGAACAAGCUAUGAUGGCUAGAUUACCAUUUGCACAAUGGAAUGGCCCUACAGUAGUAGCAUGGCUUGAGCUUUGGGUUAGCAUGCCCGCUUGGUAUGUAGCUGCUUGUAGAGCGAAUGUUAAAUCCGGUGCAAUAAUGGCAUCAUUAUCUGAACAAGAAAUACAACGUGAAAUUGGCAUUAGCAAUCCAUUGCAUCGACUUAAACUACGUUUAGCUAUACAAGAAAUGGUUGCUUUAACUUCACCAACUCCAGUUCCUAAGCCUAGUACAAGUCGUCUUGCUUUCGGUGAUAUGAAUCAUGAAUGGGUUGGUAAUGUAUGGCUUCCUAGUCUUGGUUUAGCGCAAUAUCGUCCAGCAUUUAUGGAAUGUUUAGUUGAUUCACGGAUGCUUGAUCACUUAACCAAACGUGAUUUAAGAACACAUUUAAAAAUGGUUGAUAAUUUACAUAGGACUAGUUUAUUAUAUGGUAUUGUUUGUUUAAAACGGUUAAAUUAUGAUCGAUUGGAAUUAGAACGUAGACAACGUGAAGCUGCUCAUCCCGAUAGUAUUGAUUUAUUAGUUUGGUCAUGUGAACGUGUCCAAGCUUGGUUAGAUGAAAUUGGUCUAAAAGAAUAUGCACCAAAUUUAAAUGGAUCUGGCGUACAUGGCGGUGUGAUUGGUUUACAUCCAGAUUUAAAUCCUCAACAAUUGGCUUUAACAUUACAAAUACCUACAUCGAAUACAUCAGCUCGUGCUAUAUUAGCUAAAGAAUUAACUCAACUUGUACAACGUUUUCGUGCUAACGUACCAAUCGCAGCGGCUAGUAUUGGACCAGCUCCUAGAGUACUAGCAAUGGAAGCCGCUGCUGUUGUUGCAGCAAAUAGAGCUCGUGCAAAAUUUGAAGGUCAAGAUAUUUGUUAUCCAGAUGACGGAUUUAAUGAAACAGCUAUUACUAACGAUUGUGAUGGAAUAGAACAAAUAGAGGACAGAACUACGCCUACAAAUAUUUCUGAACGAAAUCUCAAAGAUGCACAAAGAACUCAAUUAGAAUUAUCUAAUUCUAACUCAGAUAAAAGUGGUGGUAUUAAAACAACCGAAAUAUUAUCAUCAUCCUCUGAUCUCGGAUUAGAUUGUUCCAUCACUAUAAAUAAUACUCCUACUAGUACUAAUGCCAGUAAUGUAAUUCCACAUAGUAGUAAUACUUCUGUUGGACCUCCCACUACAGUAUCACAAAAGAAACGAGCUCCUCAGGUACCUUCUGUUAGUUUGAAUAUUACUAAUACAAUUCCUGUAACAAGUGCUACAGCUCCAGUAACAAAUAAAACAACCACAUCUUGA